UCACAGCUACGGGCCAGUCUUAGUUCUUUAUAGCUGUAGUUAGACUUCUUUAUACUAAAUAGUUUGUAUACCUGCUUAUCAAGUAUUCAGUAUAAGCCUGUGCUGGAGACAAUAACACAUCAAACCUGCUUGAAGAACAUGGCUCUGGCAAGUGGGCAUUGGGUACAAAGCAACGUUCUUGGAGAUGCACCAAGUCCUCGGUAUGGCCAUGCUUUAACAGUCGCAGGCAAUAUUGCAUUCGUAUUUGGAGGCUGUACCAUUAACAAAGUUCUGGAUGAGAAGCCAGUGUAUUUAGAUGACUUUUACAUGCUUUCAAUUACUCCCAAUGAGCUAACAUGGGAAAUUAUACCUCAGACUGGCCACAUACCGACCCCCCGAGAAGGUCAUGACAUUUUUGUUGUGAAAAAGAAAAUAUUUUUGUUUGGAGGUCAAGAGGACAAAGCUGCAGCUGAAUGUUUGCCAGGAAUGUACUCAUUUGACCUGGGUACAUUAAAUUGGGAGGAAAUAAAACCAUCUGGAGCACCUCCUCAGACCUUGAGCCAUAGUGUGGCCACUGUUGGUGAAAAUGUCUUUGUUUUUGGUGGAAUCUACCAUGGAAGAGUUGUAGAUGACCUGCAUAUGUUCAACACAGUUUCUCAAACAUGGGUGCCAGUAAAAACAUCUGGUUCAAUGCCUGAUGCAAGGUUUGGCCACGAAUUUGCUGCCAUUGGACAACAUAUAUACAUGUUUGGGGGUUGUUCAGCGGAUGGAGAAUACUACAGUGAUAUACACAUGCUGGAUACAGCUACUUUAUCAUGGCAGUGUUGGGAGAUCAAAGGGGAGAGCCCAGCUGGAAGAAAAUUUCACUCAUUUACAGCACAUCAUGAUAAGGAUAUCUACUUGUUCGGAGGAAUUGCAGAAACUGAGAAUGAGACUAAAAUGUUGAAAUGUGAUGUUAUGAAGUUGAGUCUUGCAAAGAAGAAAUGGAAGAUGCCCCUCUAUUUUGGUAUUCCACCGGCAUGCAGAUAUAAGCAUGCAUCUUUUGUUCUGCAAAGUCAUCUUUUUGUAUUUGGUGGAAGAAAUGAAAAAAAAGACUUCAAUGACGUAAUGGCCAUGAAACUCAUAAAUCCUUCUGACAGACAACCCAUAAUGAAAGACAUUCUUUUAGAAUGCGGGAUUCAAGGUAUAAGUAAUGGAUAUACACCAACCAAAAUCCCAAAAGUGAAAUAUCAUCUGAGUGAGCUGGAGCCUCCAAAAACCAGUUUUACAAACACCAUUCCUGAAGUUAAAGACAGCAGCUUUAUGUCUCUUCGAGGGGAAGCAAUAGAAAAAGUUAAAUCAGCCUUUGUCAUGUUAGACGCUGAAUUUGAAAAAUUUGACCUUGAAAGAAGAAGAUUCACCCAGGAGCAAACUGCUUUCUUUGAAGAAAAAGAAGAAUUCAACAGACAGUACAAGCUCCGCCGACAGGAACUUCAGGAAAUGUUGGAAAAACACAGACUACAAAAUGAAGCAUGGCUGAAAGCAAGGGCAGAAGAGAAUGACAAAGAAAGAAGAGACAUUUGUAAACUAAGAGAAGAAAUUCUUCUACAACAGAAAAAGUUAAAAGAAGAACAGCAAAUGAUUGAGAAACGCAAUGAGCAGUUGAUUUCUAUCAUGCAGCAGUUCAAAGGAAUGUAAAAUGCUUUUCUGUUCAUGGUGAAGGAAGAUUAACACAGAGUUGAAAGAUUUAGGAUUAAUCUGAAAAAUGUGUGAUUUGUACUUGCUAUCAACACAAUUAUUAAUAAAAAUGUCAUUGUUAAUUGUAUUUUUCAUAUAUUUUAUAAUUGGUAUUUAAUACACUGAAAAAUUGUAUAACCAAUCAAAUACACAUGCCAAGCAUAAAACAAUACAAUACAGUAUACUUCAUUCCAUCUGUUUUGUCCUUUCUUUAAUUUUUUUGAUUUUAUUUGAUCUUAGUUGAUUAAGGCCAGUAAUAAAAAAAAGGUGUUCCAAUGUACAUGUAUUUUUAUGUCUGUAUCACGUAUAUUUCACAAAAAAAAAAGCAUAUUAUAGCUGCUCGAUGUCUUUCUC
Molecule: messenger RNA, 2049 nt
Organism: Hyla sarda
Lineage: Eukaryota; Metazoa; Chordata; Amphibia; Anura; Hylidae
Product: rho GTPase-activating protein gacHH-like
Exons: 19
Coding region: 139-1656 (505 amino acids)
Molecular function (GO): protein binding
Source: RefSeq, a predicted model, not a curated record